Lontra canadensis (Northern American river otter) is the source of this 811-nucleotide messenger RNA. It is a transcript of the gene TMEM242, whose product is annotated as transmembrane protein 242. The transcript has 4 exons. The record is from RefSeq and is a predicted model, not a curated record. The coding region runs from base 16 to 441 and encodes 141 amino acids. NCBI's taxonomy places the organism in Eukaryota, Metazoa, Chordata, Mammalia, Carnivora, Mustelidae.
UGGAGUCUUAUAAACAUGGAGACAGCAGGUGCUGGACGUGGGCUACCGUCCUCAGGUCUCGAGGCUCCGGGUUCCGCAGACGAUCGGCUUUUCCUGGUGAAAGGUGGAGUUUUCCUUGGUACUGUGGCUGCAGCAGGAAUGCUAGCGGGAUUUGUUACAACAUUAUCAUUGGCUAAAAAGAAAAGCCCUGAAUGGUUCAAUAAGGGAAGUAUGGCCACAGCCGCCUUACCAGAGAGCGGGUCUUCCCUUGCCUUGCGAGCCCUCGGCUGGGGCUCACUUUAUGCCUGGUGUGGGGUUGGUGUGAUCAGCUUCGCAGUCUGGAAAGCUUUAGGAGUUCACAGUAUGAAAGACUUUCGAAGUAAAAUGCAGUCAAUAUUUCCAGCAAUUCCCAAGAACUCGGAAUCGCCUCUUGAGUGGGAGGAAGCAUUGAAAUCCAAAUGAGAUGAGCAUGGUGGGGAAAGUCUAAAACAAACGUCAUGGAGAGGGUGGCUUUGGAGAUGUCACAGAAGCAAAGGGACUCCCCUGAUUUAUCAUCAGGGACAUGUGCAUUGCUGACCGAACCCACAGGACGGAUGGCGUUCAGUGCCGCACAGGAGGCCUAUAGUCUGUGCGCUUUACUUUAAAAUUGGGGUGUGGGUGUGUGUGGGUGUGUGUGAAGGUUUUCCCAAAAUUAGGAAGAUUCUUGCAAAAUAAUUAUAUGGAUAACCUCUCGGUGGAGAAGAUCCCAAGGGAAAUCCUUCUGUUUACAAGGGCUAAAACCAAGUUUUGUACCUGGGGGAAAAAUAAACGUGUAGUAACAGAUGAUGGAAAA